This is a messenger RNA of Drosophila miranda, 1181 nucleotides long. RefSeq lists its product as uncharacterized. The transcript is spliced from 2 exons. The coding region runs from base 331 to 1062 and encodes 243 amino acids. The record is from RefSeq and is a predicted model, not a curated record. NCBI's taxonomy places the organism in Eukaryota, Metazoa, Arthropoda, Insecta, Diptera, Drosophilidae.
CCACGCUGGCGCUGGAUCGGGAGAGUUCUGAGGCUGGAGAAGAAAAACGUGGAUGAGAAAAAUUCGAUUGGGAGCAGUCGUAGGAGUCGGACGUGUUCGCGGAAAAAUUCGAGUGGCUUGGAAAAAGUAAAAACACGUGGCGGCCCGGAUCCACGCCAACGCUAUCAGUGACACGGGGAAGAUCCGGCAUCGACGCUGCGCUUACGGGGAAAAGACUCUGCAUCGAUACUACACUUACGGAGAGGAGAUCCUGCAUCUACGCUGCACCCACGGGGAAGAGGAGGCUUUCGACGAGUACAAGCGUGGGAGUUCAGGGAAUCGACUGAAGACAUGAAGCGUCUAAGAGACGGAAGGCAAGCUCGGCCCCUAGGGGCAAAUGGUGAUACGACGGGACACCCUAGCGGAGACCAGCAGCCUGAAGUCCCGGCACCUGCCGACGAACCAACGACACACCGGACUCGCGGCUGGAUCGUCGACCCCAAUGGGCCACCCGCCUCCCGUCAAGCCCAGCUGAGGCGGGUCGGAGAGGCGACACUUCGACAACAGGACAGGAUGCCAUGGUGCCGGCGCGCGGCAGCCAUCCAAGGGUGGAUCGACCAACAAACCCAGGGCCCGGGGACCGACGCCGAAGAGGAAGUAGAGCCCGAUGGCCGCUUCGCAACCGCAGGUGUCCGGUCGGCGCCCAAUCACGACGUCGCCGCCCUGAAUCGCCAUUGGUUCGGGAGUUAUGGGGCUGCCAUCGACGACGACAACGCGACCACGGACACCGACGAGCACAAGACGAUAAUACGCGACGCUCAAAGCCUGGCGUCCACGCUGCAGGACGAAGGGAACCGACACCCACUGGCUCGCGGGAACGAAUGGGACUCGCCCCUUUGGGCCGAGUGGAACCUGGCCGGUCAAGGUCGGGCAGCCACCCCUCUAGCAGUACACGACCCGCCGCAGUUGAAUGCGAGCAUCACGCGAAUGAUGCCACCUUACACACACACGUAUAGAACGUAUCUUAUCGGGUUUCCGAUAAAGAACUCUUGUUUCCCUUCCUCUGAAUGCAACUCGAUUUGAACUGUAAUUAUGGGAAAACGUUUCUCUUGUUUCGUGUCGUUUGCAGCCUGACCGCUAUGUGCCCGGCUCCCCCAUUUUUCGCGACAGCAGUCCAGCGCGCCCCGCCACCUCAGCCUCAG